This is a messenger RNA of Amaranthus tricolor (Joseph's coat), 4986 nucleotides long. Its product is annotated as pre-mRNA-splicing factor ATP-dependent RNA helicase DEAH1. Bases 1341 to 4520 code for a protein of 1059 amino acids. Lineage: Eukaryota; Viridiplantae; Streptophyta; Magnoliopsida; Caryophyllales; Amaranthaceae. Gene Ontology annotation, molecular function: ATP hydrolysis activity; RNA binding. The record is from RefSeq and is a predicted model, not a curated record. The transcript is spliced from 28 exons. Gene Ontology annotation, cellular component: catalytic step 2 spliceosome; intracellular anatomical structure.
AUAUGAUUCAUGUGUCUUAUUAUGUUCAUGAUCUUGAGAUAGAUGUUAGGGAAAUUCCGCUUUUAAGCAUCUAAGGAGACCCAACAUUUUAGAAUUCAUAACCAACCCUAAAACCCAGUUACCCACCCAACCGACGACCGGACGGCGAACGACCCUACCACAUCGCCACCAAUCCUCGCCGGAAUCUCUCGCCAGCCGCCACCAUUCAUUGGUAUUUCUCUGUGAGCCUGUGAGUCUUUGGCGCAGUCUGCUGUUCACAAUUCGCAAAUCGCAAGGCCUGAAGGCCAUAACUGCUGCUGCUGCCUGCACUUGCUGCAGUGAAGUCAAGCUACCAGGCCUACCGACGGCCACCGUGAUAACACCAUACCAACCCACCUUCAAUUAAAUUUCAGAAUCCAAGCAGAUUGAGUUAAGGCCGUGUUGGAUUUGGAUUCUGAAAUACGUUUAUCGCGUUUGGUAUCACUUGUCAGUUCGAGCGAUUGCUGAGUCAAAGUGGAACUACAUCUUAUCAAAGAAGAAGGAUGGGAUAUAAUUCACUGUCCGGUUUGCUUCUUGAAUACAUAAUGUGCUGAAACCCGAUUGAUCUAAAUAGCCCAAAACUGGCCAUGAUUCACUUUUUAUUUUUCGAUUUGUGAUUUGUGAUUCGUAGAGAGAUUAAAGAAUCAUGUUGGCUUGUAUUUCUGUUGUUUUAUUACUUUCUUCAUUUAAUUUUGUUUUUUCACUUGAUUCUUUUCUUGGGUCAAUCUAAAUAUGGCAAGAUGAAGCAAUUGCUGCUCAAGUUAAAAACUUUGUUGUUAAUUUUUUGGAGUCUAGGAGAUUUGGUAAUGUUAGGUUUUUCUUUCGAUUAGUAUGGAUUGUGGGCAUGUUUUUUUUGACUUUGAUUUGAGUUAUGGGCCUUGUGCUCAAUUUUGUUUUUUUUGGAGGAGUUAAAAAAAAAUUGAUUGUUCAUUUUACAAAUGCAACUCCGCUGAAAUUUACCGUAACUUUUCUUAAAGUUUCUUUAAUAUGUUGGUGCCCCCAGGGAGUUUGGACCUUGGAUUUGCCAACUACCCGUCUCAUGGUGAGACAGUCUGGUUUGGGUUUUAAUGAAAUGAUGGAAAAGUAUCUAGAACACUUUCUCUUCUUGUUAAACUCCACUCCCCUUCAAUGACAAUUUGAAAAACAGUAAGGUAAAUUUCCAUCUUCUUCUCUUUUUUCAGGGUACGUAUCCGAAAUCCCGACCCACCGAAGAAUAUGGAGACUCCGAGUAUUAUAGAUUAUGAGUGUAAAUUAUCUUCUUAUAUGGUUUUUCUUUUUUUUUUUUUUUGGGGUUUCAUUAUGCAGCUUGAAUUGAUGCAAUAAUGGGUAGUGAAGCCAACUUAAAGUCAUGGGUCUCUAACAAAUUGAUGUCUCUUUUGGGCUACUCUCAACCUACUGUUGUCCAAUACAUUAUUGGUUUAUCUAAGCAAGCUUCUUCCUCUGGAGAUGUUGUGGAAAAACUUGUGGAGUUUGGGCUAUCAUCGUCUACUGAAACACGUGCUUUUGCAGAAGAGAUUUAUGCUCGUGUUCCUCGUAAAAAUGCUGGAGUUAAUCUUUAUCAGAAGCAAGAAAGGGAAGCAGCAAUGUUGGCAAGGAAACAGAGGACUUAUCAGCUUUUGGAUGCGGAUGAUGAUGAUGAUAUGCCUGUUGCUGAGAAAAAAUCUGCUGGCACCAUUGAUUCUGAUUCAAAGAAAGUAGUUUCUAGUAAGAAACGGUUCAGAAAGAAGAAUGACAAUCUUGACGACGGUGAUGAUGAUGAUGAGGUGACUCCAAGCAGAGAAAAAGGCAGACAUGUGAAAAUAAGAUCUUCCCAUGCAGAUGAUGAUGAUGAUGAUUAUGAGUCAGAGGAAGAAAGACAACGAGAUCAAAGAGAGAAAGAAGAAUUGGAGAGACAUAUUAAAAAACGGGACGCUGCUCGAACAAGGAAGUUAACGGAGUCAAAAUUGACGAAGAAAGAGGAAGAAGAGGCAAUUCGGAGAUCUAAUGCUUUGGAGCGGGAUGACACUGAAGCACUUAGAAAAGUUUCAAGACAAGAAUAUUUGAAAAAAAGGGAGGAAAAGAAAUUGGAAGAGCUCAGAGAUGAACUAGAAGACGAGCAAUACUUGUUUGAUGGGGAAGAGUUGACUGAAGCAGAGCGUCGUGAAUUCAGGUACAAAAAGGAAAUUUUCGAGCUUGUCUCAAAAAGGAAGGGAGAAGAUGCCAGUGAGAUGAGCGAGUAUAAAAUGCCGGAAGCAUAUGACGUAGAAGGAGGAGUGAACCAAGAAAAAAGAUUUUCCGUAGCUUUACAUCGUUACAGAGAUGGUGGUGAAUCUGGAGGUAAAAUGAACCCAUUUGCUGAACAAGAAGCGUGGGAAGAUCACCAGAUUGGAAAAGCAACACUUAAAUUUGGUUCUAAAAACAAAAAACAGAAUGUAGAUAAUUAUGAAUAUGUCUUUGAAGAUCAGAUCGACUUUGUUAAGACUAUUGUAAUGGAAGGGGAUGAGUUUGAAGAUGAGAUGUUAAACGAGUCACGGGAGAACUCCAAGGCAAAGUCCGCCUUUGAGAAGCUUCAGGAAGAACGGAAAACUCUUCCAAUGUAUGCAUAUCGAGAGGAGUUAUUGAAUGCUAUUCAAGAUCAUCAGGUCCUUAUAAUUGUAGGGGAGACCGGUUCUGGAAAAACAACUCAGAUACCGCAAUACCUUCAUGAAGCGGGCUAUACAAAAGUUGGAAUGAUUGGAUGUACCCAGCCCAGGAGGGUUGCUGCCAUGAGUGUUGCCGCUCGUGUCUCCCAGGAAAUGGGUGUGAAGCUUGGGCAUGAGGUGGGUUAUUCCAUUCGAUUUGAAGAUUGCACAUCUGAGAAGACACUUCUUAAGUAUAUGACCGAUGGUAUGCUUCUCCGAGAAUUCCUUGGUGAGCCAGAUCUUGCUAGCUACAGUGUUAUCAUGGUGGAUGAAGCGCACGAGAGGACACUUUCUACGGACAUAUUAUUCGGUUUGGUUAAGGAUGUUGCUCGCUUUCGGCCAGAUUUGAAGUUACUCAUUUCCAGUGCAACUCUUGAUGCUGAAAAGUUCAGUGACUAUUUUGAUUCUGCUCCAAUUUUUAAAAUUCCUGGGAGACGCUACCCUGUUGAGAUACACUACACUAAAGCACCUGAGGCAGAUUAUCUGGAUGCAGCAAUCGUUACAACAUUGCAAAUACAUGUAACUCAACCACCUGGUGAUGUUUUAAUAUUUUUCACUGGCCAAGAAGAGAUUGAAACAGCCGAAGAAAUAUUGAAGCAAAGGACCAGGGGUCUUGGCACAAAGAUUGCUGAACUGAUUAUUUGUCCCAUCUAUGCGAACUUACCAACAGAUAUGCAGGCCAAGAUAUUUGAACCUACUCCUGAAGGGGCACGUAAAGUUGUGUUGGCCACAAAUAUUGCAGAAACGUCUUUGACGAUCGAUGGGAUUAAGUAUGUAGUAGAUCCAGGAUUCGUCAAGAUGAAGUCUUAUAAUCCACGAACAGGGAUGGAGUCAUUACUGGUGACUCCCAUCUCCAAAGCAUCAGCAAAUCAACGUGCAGGUCGAUCUGGGCGAACUGGUCCAGGAAAGUGUUACAGAUUGUAUACUGCUUACAAUUACUACCAGGAUUUGGAGGAUAAUACUGUGCCAGAAAUUCAGCGAACGAAUCUUGCAAAUGUUGUGCUUUCCCUUAAAAGUCUAGGAAUUCACGACCUUUUGAAUUUUGAUUUCAUGGACCCACCACCAUCUGAAGCAUUACUGAAAGCUCUUGAGUUGCUUUACGCACUUGGCGCUCUGAAUAAGCUAGGUGAAUUGACUAAAGUUGGGAGAAGAAUGGCUGAAUUUCCUCUUGAUCCUAUGUUAUCUAAAAUGAUUGUCGCGUCUGAGAAGUAUAAAUGCUCAGAUGAAAUAAUUACAAUUGCAGCCAUGCUUUCUAUUGGAAAUUCAAUUUUUUACCGUCCAAAAGAUAAACAAGUUCAUGCAGACACUGCAAGGAUGAGAUUCCACGAGGGAAAUGUUGGGGAUCAUAUUUCACUUCUUAAGGUUUACAAUGAUUGGAAGUCUUGUGACUAUGGAAGUAUGUGGUGCUUUGAGAAUUAUGUUCAGGUCAGGAGCAUGAAACGAGCAAGGGAUAUAAGAGAUCAACUCGAGGGACUUUUGGAGAGGGUCGAAAUUGAAGUGAUAUCUAGCCUUAAUGAUUUGGAAGCAAUAAAGAAAGCAAUCACAGCGGGUUUCUUUCCUCACACUGCAAGGUUACAAAAAAAUGGAUCUUAUCGGACAGUCAAACAUCCUCAGACUGUAUACCUUCAUCCUAGUUCAGGUUUAGCUCAGAUGGAGCCACUACCAAGAUGGGUUGUAUACCAUGAGCUUGUUCUAACAACUAAGGAAUAUAUGCGACAAGUAACGGAGUUGAAACCGGAGUGGCUGGUCGAGAUUGCUCCUCACUACUAUCAAAUGAAGGACGUUGAAGAUACUAGCACAAAGAAAAUGCCAAAGGGUAAAGGACAUUCUGCUGCUAGUUGAAGUCGGAGUGACUCGAGAUGAAAUACAGAGAAUGCUUGUUAGAAGAAAGAAAUAGAUUUAUUUGGAUAAUGAAUUAUAAACCGAAAAAUGUCCGAGUCGUUUUACAGAAAUGUAAAUAUAAGCAGGCAGCAUAGUGUUUGAAUUUAUUUUUGUCCCAGUUUUGCAUUUUAUUUUCCAUUAUCUGGAACACUAUACUAAAGAGACUAUAGACUAUAGAGAUAGCUCUUUUACAUUAGAUAGAUAUCAGUGUAGUUGAAGUGACAGCACAAAUGGGCAAGAAUAUGGACCCUUUCUGAAGAGUAUAAUCGAUUGAUGUAGUCACUUUGUUAGGUCUUAAAUCUUAUUUACCUACAUUAGUCUAAUAUAUAUAGGUAAUAUCCGUGCGAUGUACAGCUUUAUUAAAGGUUUUUUUGCGAAUUUGCGAAUAUUUAAUAUAGUUUAAUAAAUAAAUUUUUAUAUUAUAAAA